Messenger RNA from Alosa alosa (allis shad), 1336 nucleotides. Its product is annotated as gamma-glutamyl hydrolase-like. Bases 28 to 1005 code for a protein of 325 amino acids. The record is from RefSeq and is a predicted model, not a curated record. Gene Ontology annotation, biological process: tetrahydrofolylpolyglutamate metabolic process. Gene Ontology annotation, molecular function: gamma-glutamyl-peptidase activity. The transcript has 9 exons. NCBI's taxonomy places the organism in Eukaryota, Metazoa, Chordata, Actinopteri, Clupeiformes, Clupeidae. Gene Ontology annotation, cellular component: vacuole.
UACAUAGGCUAUGGCUGUUUGAUCUGAAUGCUACGACCUAACAGUCGUCUUUCGAAAACCAUGGCUGUGUUUUCCCUUGCGUUAUUUUGUACAAUUGUAUGUGAGUUGUCCGCAGCCCCUGUUCAGAGAAUUACUACAGAUAAAAGGAAUGACUGGCCAAUUAUUGGUGUCUUGGCUCAAGAGGUGUACAAACCUCAGCCAAAGCAAAACUCUUACAUCGCCGCAUCUUAUGUGAAAUUUUUGGAGGCUGCAGGAGCCCGGGUGGUCCCUGUGAUGAUUAAUCAAACUGAAGAGGAAUACAUACAGCUGUUCAAGUCUAUCAAUGGCAUUCUUUUUCCCGGAGGUGGUGUAAAUCUGGUGUCAUCAGGCUAUGCUAAAGCAGCCAGCAUCUUCUACAAACUUGCUAUUGAGGCAGCUUCUCAGGGUGACUACUUCCCAGUGUGGGGUACAUGUCUGGGAUUCGAACAGCUGUUGCUCCUGACCUGUGGUGAAAAUCUUCUCUCUCAAACCAACACCACUGGAGUUUCUUUGCCACUUACAUUUACAAAGGAUGCAAUGGAAAGCAGACUGUUCAAAGAUUUCCCACCUGAUUUGAUGAAAGCUCUGGAAUCUGAAAACAUCACAGAGAAUUCCCAUACAUGGAGUAUCUCUGUGGAGACUUUCAUGAAGGAUGAAGCAUUGAACAAGUUCUACAAAAUCCUGAGCACGAAUACUGAUGGGAAUACUGAGUUUGUUUCAACCAUGGAGGCUUACAAUUACCCUGUGUAUGGAACCCAGUGGCACCCAGAGAAGAAUGCCUUUGAAUGGACCAGACCAUAUUACCCUCACACACCCUCCGCCAUAAAAAACAUCUUUUACAUGGCAAACUUCAUUGUCAAUGAAGCAAAGAAGAAUUCCCAUUCCUUUGCCAGCAAGGAAGAGGAGCAGAAACAUCUGAUCUACAACUAUAAUCCAGUGUUCACUGGAGCCACCUCUGCCUUCGAGCAGAUCUAUUUUUUUGAGUAGACAGCUGACUUCUCAUGUCUUCCAUUCUUCUGCAAUCAUGUUCUUGUGCUACUUACAGGCAGAUGGCUUCCCUGAGUUGGGUUCAGGAAGCUGAUUUCUUCCUGUUGAAAAAGGACUUCACUACUGUCACCUUUUGUGUUUUGCACUAUGAUGUUCAUGCCUUAAUAUGUGUGGGUUUUGGAUUACAGUAUUUCAAUGGAUCAAUUUAAUGGUGUGUGGAUCAGACAUGACCAUUUUUAAAUAAUUUUAAGUCAUAAUUAUUUGUGGUGAUGCUAGAAUAAAACAUUAAUAGAAUUCUUAAUUAAAUAAAAGUAAAAGAGGUAGAAUUUUA